Geodia barretti is the source of this 6322-nucleotide messenger RNA. The record is from the annotation of a GenBank genome assembly. NCBI's taxonomy places the organism in Eukaryota, Metazoa, Porifera, Demospongiae, Tetractinellida, Geodiidae.
AAGGAAGGAGAGGACUCGGUUGUCAUCGAGAACAUGGGAACCCUCUCCGUCAUCUCCAGACUCCUCCAGGUCAGAGAGGAGACGCUGCGUCUGGCUCUCACCACUCGGACAUCGAAAGCCGGCGGAGCCGACCUGUUUGUCACUCCCUACAAGAUGGAGGAAGCAGUGGCGGCGAGGGACUCUCUGGCAAAGGCUCUCUACGGGUCUCUGUUUGACUGGAUUGUGGACCAGGUCAACGUCUCCCUCGCCUCCUCCUCCUCCAGACUUCACCCUCAUAAGGGUCGUUUCAUAGGAGUGUUGGACAUAUUUGGAUUCGAGGUGUUCCAGAACAACUCGUUCGAACAGUUCUGCAUCAACUACGCCAACGAACAGCUUCAACAGUACUUCAAUAAGCACAUCUUCACACUGGAACAGGCGGAGUAUUCGUCUGAGGGCAUAGAGUGGUCUUCAGUCAGUUUCAUUGACAACCAAGAGUGUCUGGACCUCAUUGCCAAGAAGCCCACUGGCCUACUGCCACUACUGGACGAGGAGUGCAGCUUCCCCGGAGCCGACGACAACUCGCUGUUCCAGAAGUUUGAGAGACAGCACAAGACUCAUCCUCACUACAGAGUUCCUCAGUUGAGACAUCAGAACCCAGUCUUCACCAUCGUUCACUACGCCAGCGACGUCACUUACUCCGUCAAGGGGUUCAGAACCAAGAACCGGGAUCUGAUGAGGCAGGACAUUAUCGACGUCCUCAGGACCAGUCACAGCGACCUGGUCAGAGCACUCAUCGGUCUUCCUCCUCUUGCGGUCCACCGCUGGCACCUCGCCUUCCGCACCAUCAUCGCCUCUUCCACUUUCAAGAAGGCUGGGGUGGUGCACAAGAUGAAGAAGGAGGGGAGGAUGACCACCUCGUUUCAACACCGACUCCUGAGAGCUGCCACUCCUCCCGUGCCUUACAACCAGACUGACGGUUCAUCUAAGUUGUCUCAGAGCUAUAAUAUACACACCCACAACCUGACUGAUGCACUGACAUUUGAUUCCACCGCAAGACUCGGAGCCUCUUCCUCGUCUCCCGGCAUCAGAACUAGCAGGUCCUUCAACACUCUGUGUGAGGCGGCAGAUCACGAGUGGAAGAAAGGGGUGAUGGUGAGAAGCUCGUCAAAGGAGGAGGGGCCUACCACCAUGAUCUACGGCCUCAGUCCAAGACCUCACAGGAGACCAGCUGAGCUUCCUCUGACAUCUGACGGAACAGAUUCUGUUUCCCCAACUUUCUUCAUCAGUGAAUCGUCAGACCUCGACCCCCUCCACCCCUCCCCCCUCAUCCUCCUCCGUCGUCACCCAGACCGGUUCAAAACCGGUCAAUCCGGUUUCCUCGACCAAGCCCUCGUAUGUCCAGACGGCUCGUCAACCCGGCAUCGCUCGCUCCUCCCACCAAGCAUCUUCACCUCUCACUACCACCACUUCUGAAACUGGAACUUUACCCGAAUCGCGACAACAAGUCCCGGUUCGACGGACCUCAAGAGAGAAGAGGGGAUUGGGAAAGAUGGACUCAUGGUCGCGACUGCCGUCCAUAACUCACCUGCAGGAGAAGUUGAGGAAGAGGUGGCCGCGGACGAUGCGGGUGGCGGGGAGUGCUGGGGGAGGAGGGGGAGAGGGGAGAGAGAGAAGCCCCAAGUACUGGAAGACUGCGCCUAGACUUAGAGAUAUAGAGUCCACAGACGGUCCGUACAAUUUCACCGCUCUGGCCAGGACAGCUGCGAAGAGACAGCAUGGGCUGUCCAAGACUGUCAGUGGACAAUUCCAGUCCUCGCUAAUAGCUCUAAUGGAGACUCUGGAGAGAACAAAUCCUCACUUCAUUCGCUGUAUCAAGUCCAACAGCCGGAAGGCUCCGUGUCAGUUUGACGAGGACCUGGUCCUGAGACAGUUGAGGUACACUGGCAUGGUUCAGACGGUUCAGAUCAGGAAGGCUGGAUACUCUGUCAGAAUCAGUUUCGAGGAUUUCUAUGAGAAAUACCAGUUCCUGAUGGGAGUUCGAAGGUCAGAUCUCGCCUCCCAAAUCAACCUCUUCCUCCAGGGAAUGGACUUCACCAAAGAGCACUUUCAAGUCGGCAAAACAAAGGUGUUUAUGCGGGAGUCACAGAAGUAUGCUCUGGAGGAAGAGCUGAGGGAGAAGGUGCUGGCAAGGAUAGUGGUCAUCCAGCGAUGGGUCAGAGCCAAACUCACCCGUUGCAGAUUCCUACACACGAGGAGAAGUGCCAUCAUACUCCAGUCAGCGGUGAGGGGAUGGAGGUGUCGUGAAGGAGUCAACCAGAUGAGACUCAGGGUGUGCAAGGCAGUGGAGAUCCAGGCUGCCUGGAGAGGCUUCGUGGAGAGAAAACGACUGAUUCGACUCAAACAGGCCGCCAUCAUUCUUCAGGCCCACUGGAGAGGAAGAUGCAGCAGAAUAAGAUAUGUAGAGUUGCGCGAAGAGUGGAAAAGGGUGAAGGAAGAGGAGAGGCUGAGACAUAAACCGGAGCCCAAGGAGGAGGAAGAAGCUACCGGCACUUCAACACUUGAAGCCGUAGCUAAUGUGAAGACAACAUCACCACCUCAGCAGAGGCACAAGAAACAGGAUUCCUGUGGUGCAAUAGUAGACGCCGAAGUAUCAGACGUCCUUUUCCACUUUGACACCAUUGUCACCGAACUCGAAAAGUCCACCCUCACCUCACGCUCCGUGACACCCAUAGACCCCCUCGCAAGGACGCCCACACCAAAUAAGGGCAGAGCUAGAGAGCUCACCAGUCCUGAUAUUUUCUUGCAAGCUUCUUCUUCUUGUCGACAGGAAGGAGGAGAAGUAGGAGGAGGAGGGAGAGAGGGAGAGGUAAAGGGGAGCGAGGUAGUUAGAGAGCUCCCACCGAAGAGCGUCCAACCAAAAUUCAAAGUGGAGGACAUCAAGCAGCAGUUUCUUCAGAACGCCCAGCGGCAUUUGACGACAUCGACGUCUCUGACCCCGCGACCCCACCACGAGAUGACUCCCUCCAGUAGAGAGAAGGUGAAGAACAUCAUAGCGCAGAUGCAAGCUUCGUCGUCCUCGAGAGAGACGAGCCCUUCGCCGACACCGGAGCAAGAUGGGAGGGACCCGUCCCCGGUGAAACAGACGCGUCAACGCUCGUCGUCCAUUUCGCAGAGAAUAUCGAUGCUGACACAGGUCUCUGUGACGGAGGGAGAGGUCUUCGAAAAGAAGGAACAGCCGGUGGUUGCGUCCAGGAGAAUAUCUGAGAUCACCCACAAUUUCGAGUUGAAGAAGCAACCACCGAAGGAAGGGGGGAAGACGAAAUCAGCCUCUGGUCAUAAACGGAGAAGAUCUUCGUCAGCGAGCAAGUCAAGCAAGGGAGACGACUCGCCAAAGAUUCUCUCUCCGCCGAAAUCAAGUAAGAGGUUUGGGUCCUCCCACGAAAAUGGGUUGCCUCCGGCUGUGAAAAGAGCGCGGGACGCCUCUCACGUUGUGGCGAAGUAUACGUCGCGAGAGAUCGAAGAAGCACUCGGGGAAAUGGGGCAGGUUCCGAGUAGUUCUACUUCUGAUCAGACUGUGGCAGUGACUCAGGGGGAAGAUUCGAGUACAGAGAAAGUCCUUACGGAAGGGCAUUCUGAGGUUACUGUUACUCCAGCUGUUUCUACUGGUUAUCUCCCUGUGGAAGGCGAACAUGAACAAACUUCCGUUGGGAGAGAAGUUGUAGAAGCUUUACCAAGUGGAGAGGCGGGAAAUAAAGACGAUGUCACUGGUAAUUCCACGAUGUCGAUGACAUCAUCAUCUGAAUUUGUAAGAACCGAACCAGUGGGAGCAAAUACAUCGACGACAUCAUCAUCUGAAUUUGUAAGAACCGAACCAGUGGGACCAGAUACAUCGACGGCAUCAUCAUCUGAAUUUGUAAGAACCGAACCAGUGGGACCAAAUACAUCGACGACAUCAUCAUCUGAAUUUGUAAGAACUGAACCAGUGGGACCAAAUACAUCGACGACAUCAUCAUCUGAAUUUGUAAGAACUGAACCAGUGGGACCAAAUACAUCGACUGGAGAUGAGCCUCAAGCGCCGGUGUCUGUGUCCAGCCAAGCCAGCGAGGGAGUGCUGCUCAGGAAUGAAUCGACGUCAUCCGGUGAUGGGUUACUCAGCCCGGCAGCCGUGGAGCACACAUAUCGUUUCAGGUCCGUUAGCGACAUCUCUCACCACGCCCGGAAACUCACCUCGUAUCGCACCGAGGGCUCUUUGUCUUCGGGCUCUCUCGCUGAUCUCGAGGGAGACAGUAAGGAUCAGACGACAGAGCUGCACAGAGUCCCCCUGAAGACGACCCACGGCGGUAAGAAGAGGAACGUGGUCUCUGUGGCCGACCCAACUGACAUACUCACCAACCUUCACCUCGCCCGCUACCCUCUGGAGCAGUCGUCGGAGCUCACCCAGGGUCUCGGGCCGGACGACGUGCGAAGACUCAACAACCGGCAGCGAGGAGAGGAGCGCUACACGUUCACCUCCCGACCGACUCAAACUGUUCUCGUUCUCCAAGCGUCACUUGCGAUUGCCGUUCAGCCGAGGGAAGGGGAAGAGAGAGGAGCACAAGGGUAAGAGGGAGAAGCACGUGAAGCUUCCUCCACCACCGGCCACGGAGAAGACUUCGCCCAGGAGGAGAGGGUCUAGGAGCGAGUCACGGAACAGACGACUCUCCAGAAACCAGCCCGAUAUGCUGCUUCCCCACACGUUUGCUGCCACUUCCAUCGUGAAGGGAAUGCUGUGCGAAGUCUGUCACAAGGGAUUCACCGGGUUCAUGAAACACAGUCUCAGGUGUACCGGAUGUGGAGUGGUGGUCCAUAAACACUGUGAGAACCGGUGCCCUCCCUGCAAGGCCCUCAUAGAGUCCGGUUCCUACGUGACCAUGUCGCGGAAGAAGAUUGUCAAGGCUCUGGACGACCUCGACGACCUGGCGCAGUUCCUACUGGAUAAGAUAUCGAUGUUGAACCGAGACGGAAGUACGGGCAGCAGUAAGGUCGAUAGAGUGUUUGAGACUGCGCUGUUGGAGUUGCAUCACUCUCUGGUGUCCAACUACUCUCUCACUCUGCAGAAGUCUCUGGAUGUAUCAGAUCAUCUACGGGAGAGUGGUACCAAACCACCCCCCUCCCCUACCACACCACAGUCGACCGAAGUGGACCAAAGGGUGACCAUCACCUUUGCCCAGCUGGUCAACAACUUCACCAACAUCUUCAAGGGCAUUGCCAAGAGACAGGGUCUGAAUGACCCUGGCUACCUCGCUAUCAGUGUCAACCAGAUGAAGAGCUUUCUGGACGAGUUCUCUAAAGGAAGGAGAAAGAGUAUGGUGAAGGCAAUGUCGGGAGGUAUAGAGCCGGCCACUCUCAGGAGAAAGACUUUCUCUGGACACGGUCUUGAACUAGUGGAUCACAAUGGGCACAGGUUCUUCACAGAGACAUUCAAGGUGGCCACGGUCUGCGAGUACUGCAAUGACCCCAUCCCUCUUCUGGAGAAAGGAGAGGUCUGCAUAGUGUGUGAGUACACGUGCCAUCAGUCGUGUCUGAAGCUAACGUCUGGUAGGUGUGAGGGAAAGGACAGGGCCAAGUCUCCUCCUGCCACCAACAAACCAGAGACAUCUCAGAGCAGGAGUCAGUUUGGAGUGGCUUUGGAGUGUCUGGUUCCCCCGGACUCCACCCAGGUCCCUGCCGUUCUGGAGAAAUGUCUACACUACAUUGAGGAUCAAGGUCUGUAUGUUCAAGGUAUCUACAGGAAGAGUCCGGGAGCCAGCAGUAAGAGAGCUGUCAAAGCCACUCUUGAAGAAGACCCAGGUGGGUGUUCGCUGGAGGGAUUCCAUGUGAAUGCAGUAGCUGCGGCAGUUGGGGCGUUCUUUCGAGAGCUGCCCACUCCCCUCAUCCCCAAGGACCGCUACACUGACAUUCUCAGAACUAUAGAUCUGACAGACAGGGAGGAGAUGCUGGAGGCAUUACAUCAUCUUCUUAACAGACUUCCGGCCCUCAACUAUGCCGUAUUUGAGAGGCUCAUCUUUCACCUUGCUCGAGUGGCAGAACAAGAGCCGGCUAACAAGAUGAGCCCCUACAAUCUGGCGGUGAUAUUUGCUCCCUGUCUGUUUCAAGGAGAGACCAAAUCAAGGAACCCUCAGGACCUCAUCAAGGAACUGGCCAAGCAGACCAUAGUGUUGGAGGUGAUAAUAGAGGAGCAGGUUGAGAAGCUGCAGGCCACUCUGAGGGGGAUUGAGACUCUGAGUGUGGUGGCAAGACACACCGCCUCGAAACUCACCGAACUCAUCAGCUCUGAGGAGGUCUGUACCGUUUUGAUGUGCCC